UUCGUUUACAGCCUAAAGUCUAAACUACAAACUAACCUUAGUUCAGGGACCAUACUUGUAACACACACACUUUCCACAUCUUCUAGACGAACAUCAGCUACAGGCCGAAAUCAAUCCACGUGUACCAUCUACGUGUCACCAUUCCACACUCGUGCUAACCUGCGCUUCAAGUUUCUUCAUUUUACCUCUUCGAAUAACCGACUCUGUUCUCUUCGUUUCCCUCAUUCAAUAACCAAUCACACGAUCAUGUCUCGCUUAAUCCACUCCAGAUUUUCACCAUCCAGAUUAUCGAAUACAUUGGGAUCAAUUGGAAGAGGAAGAUAUUUUUCAACUGAUUCUAAUAAGAUUGAUGAGCCACUUAAAGUAGAGGAAGCUGAAACAGUACAGACUACACCUCCUCUGGUAGAAAAGUUGCUUGUUCUGGGUGGAAAUGGGUUUGUUGGCUCACACAUAUGCAAAGAAGCAUUGGACCGUGGCUUGUCAGUUGCGAGCCUUAGCAGAUCCGGCAAGUCAUCUAUCCAAGAAUCAUGGGCUAACAAAGUGAAUUGGCAUCAAGGGGACUUAUUGUCGGGUGAUUCAUGGAAGGAAGCACUCGAUGGAGUCACUUCUGUUAUCUCUUGUGUUGGUGGUUUCGGUUCCAACGCGCAGAUGUACAAGAUCAAUGGAACUGCAAACAUCAAUGCCGUUAGAGCUGCAGCUGAAAAAGGGAUUAAAAGAUUCGUGUAUAUAUCCGCUGCUGACUUUGGUGUGAUUAACUACUUGAUAAAAGGAUAUUAUGAAGGAAAGAGAGCUACUGAAACAGAGUUGCUGACAAAGUUUCCAUAUGGACAUGUGAUUUUGAGGCCCGGGUUCAUCUAUGGGACGCGUCGAGUUGGCAGCAUGAAGUUACCUCUUGGUGUCAUUGGUUCUCCACUAGAGAUGGUUAUGCAAUAUGCAAAGCCGUUGACUCAGGUCCCUAUCGUUGGUCCGGUGUUGACUCCACCUGUGGAUGUUAAAGCUGUGGCAAAAGUUGCUGUAAGAGGGGCUACUGAUCCGGUUUUCCCUCCUGGCAUAGUUGAUGUUUACGCAUUAAAACGUUACAGCCAGCAGAAAUAAACACACCCGGUGAAUAAUAAUAGUAAGACGAGACUUGAGGACUAGGCAUCGUUACUUUUUCCACAAAUCGUAGAGAGGCACUGAUUUACGGGUUGGUAUAUUCAGGUCAAUAAAAGAGAUGAUGCACAAAUGCAGGGUUUUGAAAGAUGUUUUUAAUGCAUGAUCUUUCAUGAGAUCUGCUUUUGGGGUGUCAUUAUCAUGUUCAAAACUUUAUCGCAAUUUACUCUUUGGUUAAUACCAACUACCUCGGGUGCAAUUGCUGGUUAAGCGGGUCUCACAUUGUUUUAUAACUUGUAUAAAUAUAUGUUGCGUGAAUUAUUUAUCUUUUUUUGAUAAUCUCUCUAUAUAUUGGAAAUGAUUUUAAAA
This is a messenger RNA of Helianthus annuus (common sunflower), 1461 nucleotides long. RefSeq lists its product as uncharacterized. Gene Ontology annotation, cellular component: mitochondrion. The record is from RefSeq and is a predicted model, not a curated record. Gene Ontology annotation, molecular function: protein-containing complex binding. The transcript has 10 exons. The annotation marks the transcript as partial. Lineage: Eukaryota; Viridiplantae; Streptophyta; Magnoliopsida; Asterales; Asteraceae.